Pogona vitticeps (central bearded dragon) is the source of this 2299-nucleotide messenger RNA. RefSeq names its product chromosome 6 C9orf152 homolog (gene C6H9orf152). NCBI's taxonomy places the organism in Eukaryota, Metazoa, Chordata, Lepidosauria, Squamata, Agamidae. The record is from RefSeq and is a predicted model, not a curated record.
UUUUGUGUACUUGGCUGUAUUCAAUGAGGUUUUGAAUUUCACUGUCGAUUUUGGCAAGGUUUCCUGCCUUUGGCCUUAAGUCAACAUCAGUUCCAGUUGAACAGUUCUUGUCAACUAAGCCUGCGUUCAGAGGUUUGGGACACAGUGGAUGUAUCCGAAGUAAAGUUGAUAUCUGGCUUGAUUGAGAUCAGCCGCCAGGUACUAAGGGAGACCCAUUCAAUGCAAGAAAACUAUUGUUUUGCAUGUGACUGUUUCAGAUGUUACCAACGCGGUUUCCUUUUUGGCAAGCAUUAUGAAGGAAGUCCUUUGCUUCUGCCUGAUUUUGUCUUUCUUAUGGGAACAGAUGGUGAAGGCUUAUAAAUAUAUGAGUGGUAUUUUCUUAGUGACUCAUCCAUCAAAGCAACGAGCCUCAGACUGUUCCGGGCAGCCGACCAAGAUGGACGUAAGCAUACUUGAAGAGCAAUACGACUGUCUAAAGCAGAAGCAAAAGCUGCAGACACACAUUAUUAUAUUUAAAACAGGUGAAAGUGAGACAGUUCCCAGAGAGUCCAUGGUCAAUGCUGUUGUGAUUAACAAGAAAAUAAGAAAAGCACAUGCAGUUAAACAAUCUUUUUCCACCAGAGACGUCUGCCUUGAGUUACCCAGCAGCAGAAAUAUACAUGAGAAUUCCCCAUGGCGUGUACAUUUGGAGCUCCACCGUCUCACACAAGGAAAAGAGCCUCAGAAAGUUCCCUGUGAUAUUGUCCAAAAUAAGAAUGAAGAGAUUCACACUGACAAUCAAAUACCAUCUCAGAAGAGUGAAGAACCAUGUGAAGAAUUAUUUGAAAGUACCGAACUAUCCACUGGAUUAUUGAAUAAGCAGGAAAACUUGAUUCUUCUUGGGGGAAAAGACAGCUCCAAUUCAUCUUUGGCACCAGUUACUUCACCUAUUUGGACACAUUCACAAAAUUCAGCCCCCAAAUGGACAGCAACUUCCAAUAAGCUAUGUUAUUACCCAUUCCCUCAGAAAAAAAAUCACAAGAUUUCUGAAGCUGCAAAAAGAGUUGGACUUUAUGUUUCCCACUGAGAACACUAAGAAUCGGUUCACACAGCCAGAUUCCCCGUGUUUAAGUAAUGGCAUGUUUCUACUAGGCACAGCUAUGACUGUAAUUUGACGGAACAAAACAUAACUAGGCCAGCCCUAUAAUCAUGAGAGCUGCUAUGGUUGUACUCAUGUGCAGCAGCGUAGUCCACACGAAUGUUCCCCCAUGUGCACCUGGCUAGCCAACAAAAGCCAUCACAAUUGAUCAGGUGUGUAGAAAAUCUGUUUUCAGCUUUCAACAGAGAAAGUAAAUUUGCUGCAUCCAUAUCCUUCAUCUUGCAUAUACUUGUAGUUUCUAUUAAGGAAAAAUUACAAAAAUAUCUGCUUCUUUUUUCAGCCCAAUUUCCCUUUUUUAAAGAAGAGGGAGUUUUCCACUUAGGUUUGUGGAAUAAGAGAAACAAAGGAAAGUUUGUAACCAAGAAAAGUAGAAGGUAUAAUAGGAACUAUAUUUCAGAUAUUGUUGUGUGGUCUCCUUCCACUUCAGUAGUUGGAAUUAUUGAAAUUCUUCUUCCAUGGCCAGUCUCUAAUACUGUCUGUCAGGGUCAGCUAGUUCUGGAACAAGAGAAAUAUGUGAACUCUCACAAAUAUUUUACCAAAUAGUGUUGAUUUGCAUGCAAAACAACAAUUGCUUAAAAAUCUGUUUCACAUUAAGUAGUAGUAUCUAGGUUUGUGUAAAAUGUGCUUUGAAGGUUCAUUGUGAGAAAAAAGUUUAGCCCUGUAAUUUCAAUUGCCUUUUGGUGCCUUAAAAGCAUCAAAUGAUGAUGAUGAUGACUUGUUCAAAACAAAAAGAUGAACAAACCACAUCUUUGUUCUAAUCCAGUUGGGUAAGUCUAAUAUUCUGAGGUACCGUAGUCAUAUAUACAAGCCAAAAGUGGACCUCUACAUGUCCUCUUUAUGUUUUCAAGGUAUAAUUGUUAAAAUUGCUCUUUUUUGGUGACAUUAUGUUAGAUUUAUUUAAAUCAAAUGUUGGAGUUAAGAGAGGAAGCAUAGUUGUAUAACAUACACAUUUACCUAGGAAUAAGCCAUAUAGAUCUCAGCAAAAGUUAUAUCAGAGUAUAUGGUUUAUAUUAUACUAUACAGAUGUAGAGCUGUGCUGUUAAUUAGCUGUUCUGACCUGGUGAUCUAGGGUGCCAUUUGUAAAGCAAUAGGAAAAAGGAUUAUUAGUGCAUAUUGCUUUGAAUAUACUUUUACUGAAAUAAAUUACAUUUUUCCUGCAUA